AUGCCAUCGCAGGUCACCGCGCGAGCCUCCGUGUACCUCAGCGACUCGUACAAGAAGUGCAACCCGAGCUUUGGGUACUCGAGCAACCUCAACCCUCGCAGGCAGCUGACCAAGCCGUCUGAGCCCGCGGGCAACAACGGGCACGACAACGAAAACUCGGACCUCAUCAUCAGCGUCAACGACGUGCUCGUGUCGGACGACGGCGCCAGCGGUGAGUACGAAGUCAGGGAUGUGCUCGGCAGCGGCACCUUUGGCCAGGUUGUGAGGUGCCGCCAGAAGGGCACUGGCAAGGCGGCGGCCAUCAAGGUGAUCAAGAACCACCCGGCGUACUUCCACCAGGCGCACGUGGAGAUUGGCAUCCUGCACAUGCUGAACACCGAAUGCGAUCAGAGGGACGAGCGGCACAUCGUGCGGAUGAUGGACCACUUCGUGCACCGGUCGCACCUGUGCAUAGUAUUCGAGGUGCUGAACAUCAACCUGUACGAGCUCCUGCGCCAGAACAACUUCAGGGGCCUGUCCAUGUCUCUGGUCAGGGUUUUCCUCCGGCAGCUGCUCGCGGCGCUGAGCGUGCUGCGCGGCGCGAACGUGAUUCACUGCGACCUGAAGCCCGAGAACAUCCUGAUCAAGUCGCUCGACACGGGUGAAAUCAAGCUCAUCGACUUUGGCAGCGCGUGCUUCCAGAACAGAACUGUGUACCAGUACAUCCAGUCCCGGUUCUAUCGGUCCCCCGAGGUGGUCCUCGGAGCGCCGUACGGCAUGCCGAUCGACAUGUGGAGCCUCGGGUGCGUCGCCGCGGAGCUUUUCCUGGGUCUUCCCCUGUUCCCCGGCGCGUCGGAGUAUAACCUCUUGUCGAGGAUCUGCGAGACCCUCGGCACGCCCCCAGCCGGGAUGAUCUCCAAGGCUUCAAACUCGCACAAGUUCUUCCAGCGCACCGACGAGAACGCCGGGAUCGACGGCGCGUCCAACGCGUCCUACCGGUUGAUGACCCUGGACGAGUACGAGCGGAGGACGGGCAAGAAGACGCCUGUCGGCAAGAAGUACUUCAAGCACACCAAACUGGCGGAUAUCAUCCAAUCCGUCGGGUUUUCCAGCGGCCUGACCGACGAGCAGAUCGCCAAGGAGCGCACCCAGCGCUCGGCACUCCUGGACUUUCUUCAGGGUCUGCUGCAGGCGGAUCCGAACGACCGCUGGACCCCGGACCAGGCACUUCAGCACCCGCUCAUCACGGAGGCUCCGUUCACGGGAUCCUGGACACCGCCGCCG
Micromonas commoda is the source of this 1263-nucleotide messenger RNA. RefSeq lists its product with no specific name. The transcript has a single exon. The annotation marks the transcript as partial. Gene Ontology annotation, molecular function: protein tyrosine kinase activity; protein serine/threonine kinase activity; ATP binding. Gene Ontology annotation, biological process: peptidyl-serine phosphorylation; peptidyl-threonine phosphorylation. Lineage: Eukaryota; Viridiplantae; Chlorophyta; Mamiellophyceae; Mamiellales; Mamiellaceae. The record is from RefSeq and is a predicted model, not a curated record. Gene Ontology annotation, cellular component: cytoplasm.